Messenger RNA from Strongylocentrotus purpuratus (purple sea urchin), 1752 nucleotides. RefSeq lists its product as uncharacterized. The coding region runs from base 225 to 962 and encodes 245 amino acids. The transcript has 5 exons. The record is from RefSeq and is a predicted model, not a curated record. Lineage: Eukaryota; Metazoa; Echinodermata; Echinoidea; Camarodonta; Strongylocentrotidae.
UUGAAACUAUAGUAGCUACCAUAAUUGGCUGGCGAAUUAAUGGUAAGCUACUAUAAUUGGCAUUUUCCAUUGCAUAAAAAGAGUAGUAAGCUACUAUAAUAGUAACGUCAUUGAAUCGAUCGAAACAAGCAGGCGCAUGCGCAGAUCGGCGAGCGGGAUGUUUAUUUUUUGUCGACCGUCUGCAGCUGCUACUGUUCUGAGAAACCGAAGUUCAGUGUGGUGCAAUGGCGUCCCCAACUAACAAACAAACAAAGAGGAGAGGAAACUACAGCGAUUGCCAAAUCGAGCAUCUAUGCAGGUUUGUCCAGGGAAAAUGUGCCAUCCUAUUCGGCAAGGCAGGAAACUGCAGCGAACGGGUGCAGGAGAGGAAGAAAAGGGCGUGGGAGGAGGCAGCCAUCACCAUGGCGGCCAUAGGUUGCCCCAACCGGUCGGGCAAGGACUUGAGGUUGUUGUGGAACGACCUCAGGUCAAAGGCCAAAAAAUAUAGAGACAGCCGCAAUAAGACGGGGGGAGGAGCGUUCGACUUCAAUCCAAGGCAUGAGAUGGUGCUGAGUGCGAUGACAAGACAAGUCAAGGAGGGGAUCUUGCCUCAGUCCAGCGAGACUGGAGCUUCACCACUGCCGUUGUCUCAAAAUGCAGGGGCCGUGGAGCUUCUGCAGAGCAUGGGGGAGGAGGCAGGAGCGGUGGAGGAGGAGGUGGAGGGGGAUGAGGUAGAGAUGGUUGAGGAGAGGGAGCCCAGAAGGGGGAAGAUGAAGACAAAAUUUGGUGGAAAAAAAACAGUGAAAAAGUCUAACGGGGUGUCGUACGAAGAGUACCAAGAGCGUCUCCUGCAAGUUGAGCAGGAGAAGCUUGAAGUGAUGAAAAAAAAUCAUGAUUUGUUGAAAAAUAAUCAUGAUUUGAUGAAAAGUAUGCUGACAGUGAUGUCAGAAUACUUUUCAUCAAAUCAUGAUUGUGCAAAAUGAUUUAUUUUUUUUUUCAUUUUUAGAAAAUUUACCGUUAUUUGAUUUGAUUCCAUUGACUUCAAACAUAUCAAGAUUCUCCUGCUCAAUAUUUGGUAAGACGCUUUUGGUAUUCUUCAAACUAUGUACAAUUUCACCUCCCCCUUUCCAUUCUCUCUCUCCUAAACCAUCUCCAUCUCUUUCUCUUCUUCCAAACAUUAUUGGUGCCUUUUUUGAUGCCUCAUGAUCAAUGUCUUCCCAAUUUCACUUUGUAAAUCGCUCAACUUUCAUCUGUGUAAUAUAUGUAGGGUAAGAAAAAUACUCCCCAAAGAAACUUGUAGCCAUGCUAUUCGAUCGCUUGUGCUUAGUAGGUUAGGUUACUUAAACUCCCUAGAUUUAUUAAUGUGAAUAAAACAAAUAUUGAGAGGUUGCAGAGCAUCCAACAUCAUACCGCCAUGAUUGUUUUGAAAGCAAGGAAGCAGGAUAGGGCAACUCCUUUAUUGGAGCAUUUACAUUGGUUGCAUAUUGAGAAGAGAAUUCGUACAAGGUUUCUUUGAUUGUUUAUAAGUGCAUACACAAAUUUCCCUGCUGAAUUCAAACGCUAUUUUCAGGAAUUUCCUCUUCUACCAUAUAGCAGAUAAGCUGAUGUGACAGAGGACCACUCAGCAAACAAUGUAUUUUAGAUUUUGACCAGAAGGUAAUUUGUACAUUUUGCAGACAAAAUCUAAUUUUGUCAUGUGCGGCAUGAAUCUCAAUUAUGUCAGAUUAUUCCUGUCUGUUUAAAGUUGAUAGUGACCUAGAAUCCAAAUGAAAC